Messenger RNA from Cebus imitator (Panamanian white-faced capuchin), 8623 nucleotides. It is a transcript of the gene GCN1, whose product is annotated as GCN1 activator of EIF2AK4. Gene Ontology annotation, biological process: cellular response to amino acid starvation; regulation of translation. Gene Ontology annotation, molecular function: protein kinase regulator activity. Gene Ontology annotation, cellular component: cytosol. Lineage: Eukaryota; Metazoa; Chordata; Mammalia; Primates; Cebidae. The transcript is spliced from 57 exons. The record is from RefSeq and is a predicted model, not a curated record.
GCGGUUCCGGAGUCAGCGCCGGCAGGAUGGCGGCGGACACGCAGGUUUCUGAGACACUAAAGCGUUUUGCAGGGAAGGUGACAACAGCCAGUGUAAAGGAACGGAGAGAAAUCCUCAGUGAACUGGGAAAGUGUGUGGCUGGAAAAGAUCUGCCAGAGGGAGCAGUGAAGGGGCUCUGCAAAUUGUUCUGCUUGACUCUGCAUCGAUACAGAGAUGCAGCCUCCCGCAGGGCCUUACAGGCAGCCAUCCAGCAGUUGGCUGAGGCCCAGCCAGAAGCCACUGCUAAGAACCUUCUACACUCUCUGCAGUCUUCUGGUAUUGGCUCCAAAGCAGGUGUUCCCAGUAAGAGCAGUGGCUCUGCCGCCUUGCUGGCCUUGACCUGGACCUGUCUUCUGGUGCGCAUUGUCUUUCCGUCGAAAGCCAAGAGACAAGGAGACAUCUGGAACAAACUGGUGGAGGUGCAGUGCCUACUCUUGCUGGAGGUGCUGGGUGGCUCCCACAAGCACGCCGUGGAUGGUGCUGUGAAGAAACUCACAAAGCUGUGGAAAGAGAACCCCGGGCUGGUGGAGCAAUACUUGUCAGCCAUUCUCAGCCUAGAGCCCAACCAGAGCUAUGCCGGCAUGCUGGGGCUGCUGGUGCAGUUCUGCACGAGUCACAAGGAGACGGACGUGGUCAGUCGGCAUAAGGGUGCCCUACUGGACUUUUACAUGAAGAACAUCCUUAUGAGCAAAGUCAAGCCUCCGAAGUACCUGUUGGAUAGCUGUGCCCCUCUGCUCCGGUACCUGUCCCACGCAGAAUUUAAGGAUCUGAUAUUGCCCACCAUACAGAAGUCCUUACUGAGGAGUCCAGAGAAUGUUAUUGAAACUAUUUCUAGUCUGCUGGCAUCAGUGACUCUUGACCUCAGCCAGUAUGCCCUGGACAUUGUGAAAGGACUGGCUAGUCACCUGAAAUCCAACAGUCCCCACCUGAUGGACGAAGCCGUGCUGGCGCUGCGGAACCUGGCACGCCAGUGCAGUGACUCUUCGGCCAUGGAAGCCCUGACCAAGCACUUAUUUGCUAUCCUCGGAGGCUCAGAAGGAAAACUAACUGUUGUAGCCCAGAAGAUGAGCGUCCUCUCAGGGAUUGGGAGUGUCAGUCAUCACGUGGUGUCUGGACCUUCCAGUCAGGUCCUGAACGGGAUUGUGGCUGAGCUGUUCAUCCCAUUCCUUCAGCAGGAAGUUCAUGAAGGGACCUUGGUGCACGCUGUCUCAGUCCUGGCUCUCUGGUGUAACCGAUUCACUACGGAAGUGCCCAAGAAGCUCACUGAAUGGUUCAAAAAAGCUUUCAGCCUUAAAACCUCCACAUCUGCAGUGAGGCACGCCUACCUGCAGUGCAUGUUGGCCUCUUAUCGGGGUGACACAUUGUUGCAGGCCCUGGACCUUCUGCCCUUGCUCAUCCAGACAGUGGAGAAGGCAGCAUCCCAAAGCACUCAGGUUCCCACAGUCGCUGAAGGGGUUGCCGCAGCCUUGUUGCUCUUGAAGCUGUCAGUGGCUGACUCACAGGCUGAGGCCAAACUGAGCAGUUUCUGGCAGCUGAUUGUGGAUGAGAAGAAGCAGGUGUUCACCUCUGAGAAAUUCCUGCUUAUGGCUUCAGAGGAUGCCCUGUGUACUGUGUUGCACCUGACAGAGAGACUUUUCCUUGACCACCCGCAUAGACUCACUGGCAACAAAGUUCGGCAGUACCACCGGGCUCUAGUGGCGGUGCUCCUGAGCCGCACCUGGCACGUCCGCAGGCAGGCUCAGCAGACGGCUCGCAAACUGCUCUCCUCUCUUGGGGGCUUUAAGCUGGCACACGGACUCCUGGAGGAACUGAAGACUGUCCUCAGUUCUCACAAGGUGCUGCCCUUAGAGGCUCUGGUGACCAAUGCUGGGGAGGUGACUGAGGCAGGCAAGGCGUAUGUGCCUCCACGGGUCCUGCAGGAGGCUCUGUGUGUCAUCUCUGGUGUGCCAGGGCUCAAGGGUGAUGUCACCGACACCGAACAGCUGGCCCAGGAGAUGCUGAUCAUCUCCCACCACCCAUCCUUAGUGGCUGUGCAGUCUGGACUUUGGCCAGCACUUCUUGCCAGGAUGAAGAUCGAUCCCGACGCCUUCAUCACCAGGCACCUGGAUCAGAUCAUUCCUAGGAUCACCACACAGAGUCCCCUAAACCAGUCCUCCAUGAACGCCAUGGGCUCCCUUUCCAUCCUGUCCCCGGACCGGGUCCUCCCACAGCUAAUCAGCACCAUCACCGCCUCCGUGCAGAACCCUGCACUGCGCCUGGUGACGCGGGAGGAGUUUGCCAUUAUGCAGACCCCUGCUGGGGAGCUGUAUGACAAAUCCAUCAUCCAGAGUGCCCAGCAAGACAGCAUAAAAAAGGCCAAUAUGAAGCGAGAGAACAAAGCAUAUUCCUUCAAAGAGCAGAUCAUUGAGCUGGAGCUGAAGGAGGAGAUAAAAAAGAAGAAAGGCAUCAAAGAGGAGGUGCAGCUGACCAGCAAGCAGAAGGAGAUGCUGCAGGCCCAGCUGGACAGGGAGGCACAGGUCCGCCGGCGGCUGCAGGAGCUGGAUGGGGAGCUAGAGGCAGCGCUCAGACUGCUGGACAUCAUCCUGGCGAAGAACCCGUCCGGCCUGACUCAGUACAUCCCUGUUUUGGUCGACUCUUUCUUGCCAUUGCUGAAGUCUCCUCUUGCUGCUCCCAGGAUCAAGAACCCCUUCUUGUCCUUGGCUGCCUGUGUCAUGCCCCCUAGGCUCAAGGCUUUGGGUACUUUGGUAAGCCAUGUGACCCUGCGCCUGCUGAAGCCAGAGUGUGCCCUGGAUAAGUCCUGGUGCCAAGAAGAGCUGUCGGUGGCUGUGAAGAGGGCGGUGACGCUGCUGCACACCCACACCAUCACCAGCAGGGUGGGCAAGGGGGAGCCAGGUGCUGCACCCUUGUCCGCGCCAGCCUUCUCCUUAGUCUUCCCGUUUCUGAAGAUGGUGCUGACCGAGAUGCCCCACCACAGUGAAGAGGAGGAGGAGCGGAUGGUCCAGAUUCUUCAGAUCCUCACUGUCCAUGCCCAGCUGAGGGCAUCCCCAAGCACCCCACCCGGGAGGGUGGACGAGAAUGGCCCGGAGUUGCUGCCUCGCAUGGCCAUGCUGCGUCUUCUGACUUGGGUGAUCGGGACAGGCUCGCCCCGCUUACAGUUAAUUGUAAGUGAUUUAACUUUAGCCACAUAUGGUUAGUGGCUACAUCUUGGACAAUACAGCUUAGGGAGAGGUGAGGAGGCAGGUCAGAGGCUCUUCUGAAAGAUCGUGCCUCACACAGUCCAAUCCCACACCUUCCAGGGGCUAAUCGAACUCCACAUGGUAUUGCCAGCACCUGAUACCGAUGAGAAGAAUGGCCUGAACCUUCUGCGGAGACUCUGGGUGGUCAAGUUUGAUAAGGAGGAGGAGAUCCGGAAGCUGGCUGAGAGGCUCUGGUCAGUGAUGGGCCUAGACCUGCAGCCAGACCUCUGCUCCUUGCUGAUCGAUGACGUGAUCUAUCAUGAGGCGGCUGUAAGGCAGGCGGGGGCUGAAGCCCUUUCCCAAGCAGUGGCACGUUACCAGCUCCAGGCAGCGGAGGUUAUGGGCAGACUCAUGGAGAUUUACCAGGAGAAGCUCUACCGGCCACCCCCAGUGCUGGAUGCUUUGGGACGAGUUAUUUCAGAAUCUCCUCCAGAUCAGUGGGAAGCCAGGUGUGGCUUGGCCUUGGCUCUCAACAACCUCUCCCAGUAUCUGGAUAGCUCUCAGGUGAAGCCACUCUUUCAAUUUUUUGUCCCUGAUGCCCUCAACGACCGACACCCAGAUGUCCGGAAGUGCAUGUUGGAUGCAGCCCUUGCAACACUCAACACCCACGGGAAGGAGAACGUCAACUCACUGUUGCCAGUAUUUGAGGAGUUCCUGAAGAAUGCACCCAAUGAUGCCAGCUAUGACGCUGUGCGACAGAGUGUGGUGGUCCUGAUGGGCUCUCUGGCCAAGCACCUGGACAAAAGUGACCCCAAAGUGAAGCCCAUUGUUGCCAAACUCAUCGCUGCCCUCUCUACACCCUCCCAGCAGGUCCAGGAGUCUGUGGCCAGCUGCUUGCCACCCCUCGUGCCAGCCAUCAAGGAGGAUGCUGGAGGGAUGAUCCAGAGGCUCAUGCAGCAGCUGCUGGAGUCAGACAAGUACGCAGAGCGCAAAGGAGCCGCGUACGGCCUGGCGGGCCUGGUGAAGGGCCUGGGCAUCCUCUCACUGAAGCAGCAGGAGAUGAUGGCAGCACUGACUGAUGCCAUUCAAGAUAAGAAGAACUUCCGCCGGCGAGAGGGAGCCCUCUUUGCCUUUGAGAUGCUCUGCACCAUGCUGGGGAAGCUCUUUGAGCCCUACGUGGUUCACGUGCUGCCCCAUUUGCUCCUGUGCUUCGGGGAUGGGAACCAGUAUGUGCGUGAGGCUGCAGAUGACUGUGCCAAGGCUGUGAUGAGCAACUUGAGUGCUCAUGGGGUGAAGCUGGUGCUCCCCUCCUUACUGGCUGCCCUGGAGGAGGAAUCCUGGCGGACCAAAGCUGGGUCAGUGGAGCUUCUCGGGGCAAUGGCGUACUGUGCUCCUAAGCAGCUGUCAUCCUGCCUACCCAACAUCGUGCCCAAGCUUACGGAGGUGCUGACCGAUUCCCAUGUCAAAGUCCAGAAGGCCGGACAGCAGGCACUCAGGCAGAUCGGCUCCGUCAUCAGAAACCCAGAGAUCCUAGCCAUUGCCCCAGUCCUUCUGGAUGCCCUGACAGACCCCUCCAGAAAGACCCAGAAGUGCUUGCAGACCCUGCUGGACACAAAGUUCGUCCACUUCAUUGAUGCCCCGUCCCUGGCCCUCAUCAUGCCCAUUGUCCAGAGAGCCUUCCAGGACCGUUCCACUGACACGCGGAAGAUGGCAGCCCAGAUCAUUGGCAACAUGUACUCCCUGACAGACCAGAAGGACCUGGCUCCGUACCUGCCCAGCGUGACACCUGGCCUGAAAGCGUCGCUUUUGGACCCUGUGCCUGAGGUGCGGACGGUAUCUGCAAAGGCCCUUGGGGCCAUGGUGAAGGGCAUGGGGGAGUCAUGCUUUGAAGACUUGCUGCCAUGGCUGAUGGAGACACUGACCUAUGAGCAGAGCUCUGUGGAUCGGUCAGGCGCUGCACAGGGGUUGGCUGAGGUCAUGGCUGGUUUGGGGGUGGAGAAGUUGGAGAAACUGAUGCCAGAAAUCGUGGCUACAGCCAGCAAAGUGGACAUUGCACCCCAUGUCCGAGAUGGCUACAUAAUGAUGUUUAACUACCUGCCCAUCACCUUUGGAGACAAAUUUACUCCUUAUGUGGGGCCCAUUAUCCCCUGUAUCCUCAAAGCUCUUGCUGAUGAGAAUGAAUUUGUGCGUGACACCGCCCUGCGUGCAGGCCAGCGGGUUAUCUCCAUGUACGCUGAGACAGCCAUCGCCUUGCUGCUGCCCCAGCUAGAGCAAGGCCUCUUUGAUGACCUUUGGAGAAUCAGGUUCAGCUCUGUUCAGCUCCUUGGGGAUCUCCUGUUUCACAUCUCAGGAGUCACUGGGAAAAUGACCACAGAAACUGCCUCCGAGGAUGAUAACUUUGGAACCGCUCAGUCCAAUAAGGCGAUUAUCACUGCCCUGGGGGUAGAGCGGCGAAACCGGGUGUUGGCAGGGCUGUACAUGGGCCGCUCAGACACCCAGCUGGUGGUGCGGCAGGCGUCCCUGCACGUCUGGAAGAUUGUUGUCUCCAAUACCCCCCGCACCUUGCGUGAGAUCCUACCCACUCUCUUUGGGCUCCUGCUGGGUUUCCUAGCCAGCACGUGUGCAGAUAAGAGAACGAUUGCAGCGAGAACAUUGGGAGAUCUUGUGCGGAAGUUAGGGGAGAAAAUCCUCCCCGAGAUCAUCCCCAUCCUUGAGGAAGGCCUGAGGUCUCAGAAGAGUGACGAGAGGCAGGGCGUGUGCAUUGGGCUAAGUGAGAUCAUGAAGUCCACCAGCCGGGACGCCGUGUUGUAUUUCUCUGAAUCCCUCGUGCCUACAGCAAGGAAGGCUUUGUGUGACCCGCUGGAGGAGGUCAGGGAGGCGGCAGCCAAGACCUUUGAGCAGCUGCAUUCUACCAUCGGCCACCAGGCUCUGGAGGACAUUCUCCCGUUUUUACUAAAGCAGCUGGAUGAUGAGGAGGUGUCAGAGUUUGCCUUGGAUGGUCUGAAGCAAGUCAUGGCUAUUAAGAGUCGUGUGGUGCUGCCCUACCUUGUGCCCAAGCUGACAACGCCACCUGUCAACACCCGGGUGCUGGCUUUCCUUUCAUCAGUGGCUGGUGAUGCCCUCACCCGUCAUCUUGGUGUGAUCCUCCCAGCAGUCAUGCUGGCCCUGAAAGAGAAGCUUGGGACCCCAGAUGAGCAGCUGGAGAUGGCCAAUUGUCAGGCUGUGAUCCUCUCCGUAGAGGAUGACACAGGGCACCGGAUUAUCAUUGAGGAUCUGCUGGAAGCCACCCGUAGCCCCGAGGUGGGCAUGAGGCAGGCUGCUGCCAUCAUUCUCAACAUCUACUGUUCCCGCUCCAAGGCUGACUAUACCAGCCACCUGCGGAGCCUGGUCUCGGGCCUGAUCCGCCUCUUCAAUGACUCCAGCCCUGUGGUUCUGGAGGAGAGCUGGGAUGCCCUGAAUGCCAUCACUAAGAAGCUGGAUGCUGGCAACCAGUUGGCACUCAUUGAAGAGCUGCACAAGGAAAUCCGGCUCAUAGGGAAUGAGAGCAAAGGCGAGCAUGUGCCAGGGUUCUGCCUCCCAAAGAAGGGAGUGACCUCCAUCCUUCCAGUGUUGCGGGAAGGAGUCCUGACCGGCAGCCCUGAGCAGAAAGAGGAGGCAGCCAAAGCCUUAGGCUUGGUGAUCCGCCUGACCUCGGCUGAUGCCCUGAGGCCCUCUGUGGUCAGCAUCACUGGCCCUCUGAUCCGCAUCCUGGGGGACAGGUUCAGCUGGAAUGUGAAGGCGGCUCUGCUCGAGACACUCAGCCUCUUGUUGGCCAAGGUUGGGAUUGCCCUGAAGCCCUUCCUGCCCCAGCUGCAGACCACUUUCACCAAAGCCCUGCAGGACUCCAACCGGGGAGUGCGCCUGAAGGCCGCAGAUGCUCUGGGGAAACUCAUUUCCAUCCACAUCAAGGUGGAUCCCCUCUUCACAGAGCUGCUCAAUGGCAUCCGCGCCAUGGAGGACCCAGGCGUCAGGGACACCAUGCUGCAGGCCCUGAGAUUUGUGAUUCAGGGAGCAGGGGCCAAAGUGGAUGCUGUCAUCCGGAAAAACAUCGUCUCACUCCUGCUGAGCAUGCUGGGACACGAUGAGGACAACACUCGCAUCUCCUCAGCCGGGUGCCUGGGGGAACUGUGUGCCUUUCUGACUGAAGAGGAGCUUAGCGCUGUUCUUCAGCAGUGCUUGCUGGCGGACGUGUCUGGCAUUGACUGGAUGGUUCGGCACGGUCGGAGCCUGGCGCUCUCCGUGGCUGUGAAUGUGGCUCCUGGCAGACUCUGUGCCGGCAAAUACAGCAGUGAUGUUCAGGAAAUGAUCCUGAGCAGUGCCACAGCGGACAGGAUCCCCAUUGCAGUGAGCGGGGUCCGGGGCAUGGGUUUUCUCAUGAGAUACCACAUCAAGACAGGCGGAGGGCAGUUGCCGGCCAAACUCUCCAGCCUGUUCGUUAAGUGUCUGCAGAACCCAUCCAGUGACAUCAGGCUGGUGGCUGAGAAGAUGAUCUGGUGGGCAAAUAAGGACCCGCUGCCUCCCCUGGACCCCCAGGCCAUCAAGCCCAUCCUGAAGGCUCUUCUUGACAACACCAAGGAUAAGAACACCAUGGUCAGGGCCUACAGCGACCAGGCGAUUGUCAACCUCCUCAAGAUGCGGCAGGGUGAAGAGGUGUUUCAGUCCCUCUCCAAGAUCCUGGAUGUGGCCAGUUUGGAGGUGCUGAACGAGGUUAACCGAAGGUCCCUGAAGAAGCUGGCCAGCCAGGCCGACUCCACGGAGCAGGUGGACGACAGCAUCCUGACAUGAGGGGCCUGGGCCUGCAGCAUUGCCGCUCCACAUCUUUGCUCAAUGUUUUCAUUUUUGAAAAUACAUUUGUUCCGAUGGGGAGCUUGGAAGAUGGCGUUCCCAGAAAGUAUUUUAAUAUAUCAGCAGACCACAGCCAAAGCCUUAAAUCAAACCCACACACAACUGAAAAUUGCCUCCUCCAUCUCUUACCUUUUCCUGUGGAGAAGAGAAGGAAAAGCACACGCAUGCGCCUCAGUGAAUGGCAGCCCAGGAACUGUCUGUCCAGUUUAGCAUGGCUAGGUCUGGAGCUAUAAUAGCAGGGUCAGACUGUGGGUUCCUCUUCUCCUGUGCUUGAGCUCUGGUUUGAGAGCUGGCGCUACCAACCUUUUGCCCAGGUCCUGAGUGGGGCACAGACAGUGGACGUCUGCCCAGUGUGGUGUGUCUUGGCUUGGCUUUUCAAUAUUGUGAGGCCUGGUUGGAUCUGACCCCUGUCAGAUGAAAAUGAUCCACAGCUCUGGCAGCUUCCAAGUCCAGGGAGGGGUAUAGGUUUACGUGCAGGCUGUUUGAAAGAGGAAUGUUGAAUAAAGGCUUUGAUUUAAUCUUGA